This is a messenger RNA of Cylicocyclus nassatus, 352 nucleotides long. The record is from the annotation of a GenBank genome assembly. NCBI's taxonomy places the organism in Eukaryota, Metazoa, Nematoda, Chromadorea, Rhabditida, Strongylidae.
AGUGAGUGAGCGGAAUUCAUGGGAUGCCAUAUAGACGGUCUCGAGUUUCAUUGCACACACUGGAUGAUUGACCUUAUUGGUAUUGCUUGCUUGGUGUUUUGGACAGCUAUAUUGUUUGGCAUUCUUUACCUGGGACUUUUCGGUCUUCGUCCCAAGCGAUUUCUGGGAUCUGUCACUGGAAGUCACUCUACGAGAUCGGAAACCCCAAAGAAACCAAAAUCGAAGUCUCGCUCAAGCUCAAGGUCGAAAAGGAAUUAAACUGAAACUUCUACCUAUUAAAAAAUUUAUAUCUCGCCAGCAAAUACACAUUGUAAUUAAAUUCCAUUUUUUGAACUGAUGCCUCUACAGUCAU